AAGAAGUUACUGAAGAGGAAACGUUUUGUUACCGAGAGCGUAGACAGCGGCUCCGACGUAAGUAAAUCAUGCGAAUUGGAUCCACGAGGCGGCGAAAGCAGUGGCAAGCGGCAAAAAAUUGUCGAGAGCAGCGCAGCAACGAAGUCUGAAUCAAGUGCGCCAAACAGUUUGAUUACGGAAUUGCAAGAGCGCAUAGGUGGUACAAAUGAAGGAGCAUUGGCUUUGUUAGAACAACUGAAGCGUUGUUUGGCCGGUGGUACGGUGAGCUCGAAUAUUCACGUGAAUCCAGAAGUGAUCAGAAAGACGGUUUGA
Messenger RNA from Gongylonema pulchrum, 312 nucleotides. NCBI's taxonomy places the organism in Eukaryota, Metazoa, Nematoda, Chromadorea, Rhabditida, Gongylonematidae. The record is from the annotation of a GenBank genome assembly.